Messenger RNA from Bombus pyrosoma, 3720 nucleotides. RefSeq names its product cyclin-Y (gene CycY). The transcript is spliced from 4 exons. The record is from RefSeq and is a predicted model, not a curated record. Lineage: Eukaryota; Metazoa; Arthropoda; Insecta; Hymenoptera; Apidae. Gene Ontology annotation, cellular component: plasma membrane. The coding region runs from base 827 to 1855 and encodes 342 amino acids. Gene Ontology annotation, molecular function: protein kinase binding; cyclin-dependent protein serine/threonine kinase activator activity. Gene Ontology annotation, biological process: regulation of cyclin-dependent protein serine/threonine kinase activity; regulation of canonical Wnt signaling pathway.
GUAAAAGAUCAUAUUAUAAUUUAUAUUUCAAAUGUCUAUAACCGCGAAAGACUGUAAGUACAUAAAACAAAUUCUGAAAAUCCCUAGUUUUCGACCAAUGAUAACGUAGGUAUAUUAAGAAAUCUGGAUGUCCAUAGAAAAUAAAAAACUUUUUGUCAUAAAACCAAUGAAAACAUAACUUGCAUACAAGGUAAAAUUUGGUAAAACUGGAAGUCAAGUCUUUCUACCGUAUAUACACGUUAUACUUUAUGCAUGAAUAUGCAAUAUCAAAACAGUAGACUAAGGCGUGCGAUAAACACAUAAAAGUAUUGGAAUAUUCCCAUUAAAUGUUCCGUAAUAAUGAGAAUGACGUACAACGAGAACAAAAAGUAUCACAGCUCGUGUACACGAGUAGAAAUGAAAUUUGACUGACCGAUGAUUUAAACAAAUAAAUCAACCGGCAUGAAUCGUGCUUAAAGGCGUUGUCAAUGUAAUAGACGUUUAUCAUAUUACUAGCUGCAAUCAUUUCUAAAGUGGUUCUUCAAAUUUUCAAUCGUAAUUUUCUGUGUACAAAUUGAUGCAAAUAUUUUUUUCUUGAUUAUUAUAUGGAUGCGUUCAAGCAUCCAUGUGGAUGAAAGUAAAAGAAGAAUGUAUAUUUAUAUCGCGAAUAGUUUUGCCAGCUGAUUGUCAUCUAAACGCAUCAUGUGAAGGAUGUGCCGUGAGAAAUUUUAGAUUAUACCAUCCAUAUAAUUACCAUAGUAACGAGUAUCAUACUCUGAUUUAUAUUUUAUGAACUUUCAACUGGAGGUAGAAACAGAGUGGAGACAUCAACGAGUCUCUUGAAAGAAUGGGAAAUAAAAGUAGUUGCUGCGUUUAUUCCAGUCCUCAAGUUGGACGUAAGGAAUUAGGAACCGAAGGUGUUACCCGAGGUCUUGAGGAACAUUUACCAGAAGGUGGAAUUAGUGUUAAUAAUUUACAACAUAUUAGUGAACGUGAACCAGAAGACUGGGACUCAGAUCCAUCAUUACACCCCUGUGCUGGCACUAUUUUUAUGGAACGAUCGAAACAAGCUAUUGAAAAUGGCAUGGUAAGAAAAAAAAGUCAGCACCAAAUUGCAGAUAUAAGGCCUUUAAAAAAGAGUAGCAGUUGCAGUACAAUAUAUUUAGAUGACAGUACUGUUUCACAACCAAAUCUUAAGAAUACAGUAAAAUGCGUUGCCUUAGCUGUUUAUUACCACAUAAAAAACAGAACCUCACAGCGACAGAUUGAUAUAUUUGAUGAGAAACUACAUCCCUUAACGAGGGAGGGUGUUUCAGAAGAUUAUGAUAAACAGAAUCCAGAACAUAAACAAAUUUACAAGUUUGUGAGGACAUUGUUUAAUGCUGCUCAACUUACAGCUGAAUGUGCCAUCAUAACAUUAGUUUAUUUAGAACGUCUGCUUACCUAUGCAGAAAUAGAUAUAACACCAGCCAAUUGGAAACGAAUAGUACUUGGAGCUAUUUUAUUAGCAUCAAAAGUUUGGGAUGAUCAGGCUGUAUGGAAUGUAGAUUACUGUCAAAUUCUUAAAGAUAUUACAGUAGAAGAUAUGAAUGAAUUAGAAAGGCAAUUCUUGGAAAUGCUACAGUUCAAUAUAAACGUUCCUUCAAGCGUGUAUGCUAAAUAUUAUUUUGAUCUUCGCACGCUCGCAGAAGCAAAUGAAUUAACAUUCCCUAGUGAACCCCUCAGUAAAGAAAAAGCUCAGAAAUUGGAAGCUAUGUCCAGAGUUUAUGAAGACAAAGUUACUGCUGAAGCUUUACGUACUGGUAUUAAAAGAUGGUCAAGUUUAGAUAACAUAUGCAUAGGUGGACCUAGACGUAGUAUUGCCAUUCUAUCCUAAAUUUUGGAUAUAAGUAGGUACAUUACUUAUAUCCAUACAUUCUCAAUCAAGGUACGUGAACAAGAAAAAGGUUUGCAGACCUAUUUCUAAUAUAGUAUUAAUCAAUUUCAAAUUUUCAUAAGCAUAUCAUUUUUAUUACUCAAUAAUUUGUAUGUACAUUCUUUUAGUUAAGUAUUUUAAUGCAAUACAAGUUUUAUAAGCAUUAUUUAACGAAUGUUCAAUUCCUUUUCAAUUACGUUUGUUUGAUUGGAUUGCACAGUUCUACAUUUUUUAUUGUUUCAGUUUGUACAAUAAUAAAAUAUUGUAAUAUCUAUAUAUAUAUUUCAAUUGCUAAAAUUUGUUUUUAUGAAAAUAUUUCUAAUUUGAUUUCAAUUUGAAUUCAUGUUUUAUAUAAAUAAUAAAAUUAUUGAGAAUUGUCCGCAGUUGCUGGGAAAAUUAAUUUUUUAAUUGGGGACCUCUUAAUAUAUUAAAGCAAAUUAUUCACAUGUUACAUAGGUAAAAGUAAUAAUAAAGUUUUUACUCUUUAAUUAACUUCUUUGAUUAAAAGGAACAAAUUGUGAUAUACGUCAGUUAUUUUAUAUUCAAAAUAGUUAUGAAUUAAUUAAAUGAUUUAAUAGACAAACUUCUAACAAAUUCGUUAAUAAUGAUAUAGACAAAGAUGAAAAUAUUUCGCGUUAUAAAAAUUAAUUUGAAUCUAGUUUUAUUAAAUUUUCUGUGCAUUAAUGUUAUGCAUUUUAAUAGAAUUUAUUCUGAAUAAUUUCAAUAAAUAUAUUUGAAGAAUUUGCAAGUCAAGUCUUAUUAAUUAACGUGAUAUGUGUAAAGUACCUUUUUAUAUUCAAAUACUUUUCCAAAUUUGUGUUCAUAUAUAGUUUAAAUUAACAUUAGUGCGAGAUAUAAUGAAUAUAUAAAGUAAUGUAUAUUUUAUAGCAUUAGCAUAGAUAUUAUAUAAAAUUUCAAAUUUUUUCAAUGUAAAUUGCGUUUAUGAUUUGUAUUAAUUUUUCAUUUAUCAUUUGAGCGAUUAUCAUUUCUAAAGUGCAGAUAAAAUUCAUUACAUAUUAUUAAUCAUGUUUAAUUGAUUAUAUACAUCUUGUAUGAUCAAAAUCUUCAAUAAUUUAAAAACUAAUAUUUUUCUUCUUUAUUUUAACUAAACGAAAUUAUACAAAUAUUAUAUUGCUUCGAUCGCUAAUUUCAUACUAGUUACAUCAGUAUCAUUAAUCUCUUUCUUUCAUACUUUCAAUGUUAUAUAUUUUGAAAAAAUGUAUUACUGAGGAUUAAUAUACUGAUAGCCUUAUACUUUUUGGUCUUAUUAAGAUACUGAUGAGCUUAUGUUUGUUUUGAAAAAUAGCAAAAUUCAUUUCUAUAAAUAUACACAUGAAUUUAUUUAUAUUAUUUGUAAUUUUUAAAUUAUAAUAUGGCAAGAAUAUAUUUUGACGAAUUCCUUUACUUUUUGUGUAAUUAUCUCUGACAUCGUAGCAAAAGAUAUAUUAGCUACAGAAAUAAUAAAGAAUAUAUUAUUUGAAACAGUCAUUUACAUAUAAACAAAUCUUAAUCGCAACUGUUUCUCUUUCUCUUUCAAUUUAUAUAUAUCAAUGUUAAGUUAGAAAUUAUGCAAAUUUAUGUUUGUAAAACUUUUGAUUACUAGUGUAGAGAUAUUAAUAAUUAAUUUGUUUAUGAUGAUUUAUAAUUAAUAAAAUGAAGUAAUAAUUUGUAGCAAUUGCAGCAUUUUAAUAAAAUUUUUAGAUCAGCCUGUUUAUUAUACAAUUUAUAUAAGCAAAAUGCAACUUGCAUUUUUAAUAAUUUUCGAUUAUCUCAAAUGGUGAUAGUAUUACAUUCAAUUAAUUAGUAAAAGUCGUUUUUAAUUAACA